AUGCUGCCGACAACAAUCCGAUCACCGCCCGCAGAGGCAGACUACACGCCCCUGGCGGAGUACCAGUCACAGACGCCCGAAUCCUUCACGGAUGGAAAGCCAAUUCUACAUUACCAUCUGGCCGGUGCAAAGGCAACACUCCCACGAUCACAAUGCGGCAGCCUGGCCGUCUUCCCCCAAGACACUGCUGCGGCACCCAACGACUCAAAUGAUGGAGAAGCUGCCGAGGAGCUAGUGGAGCAGACUGUUGAUGUGUUUGCGACUUCAGAAAACUUCAUCAUCUUCAGCCACCAAGCCGAAGCCGGCGUAUCGAUCCCAUACCCUUCCAUCUCUAUUCACGCCCUCAAAUCAGUCGACAGCUCGCAAGCUGUGUGGAUGCAGCUUGACCUCGCCGACGGUGGCGUCGACGACUCCGAUUUCCAAACUGUCGAGCUGACCAUCAUCCCACCAAGCUCCUCCGAAGCCAAUUCGGCGCAACAGCUCUAUGAAGCUAUGGCCAAUUGCUCCGAUUUACAUCCCGACCCCGAGAAUGAGGAAGACGACGACAAUGAGUACGACCGCAUUGUAUUCGAGGGAAACGCAGGGCACGAGGCCAUUGAGGGAUUCACCGGCGUCCUGCGCGGUGUCACAGACGGUGGACUGCCUCCUCCUAUGCCUGGUAGCGGCGGUUGGAUCACAGCGGAUAACGUGCAUGAAUACUUUGAUGCGGAUGGCAACUGGAUAGGAGGAGAGGAGGAAGAGGAAGAAGCUGAAGAGCUUGGCGAAGGGGCUGGUAGAACACGCCCACGAGACGAGCUUGAGAAGGGUGAUGAUGUCAACGGACACGAUUCAGCUGAGGAUCCGGAGAGCAAGCGGCCAAGAGUAGACAAUGGAGACGACGCGUAG
Molecule: messenger RNA, 885 nt
Organism: Trichoderma virens Gv29-8
Lineage: Eukaryota; Fungi; Ascomycota; Sordariomycetes; Hypocreales; Hypocreaceae
Exons: 2
Coding region: 1-885 (294 amino acids)
Biological process (GO): mRNA cis splicing, via spliceosome
Cellular component (GO): cytosol; spliceosomal complex
Source: RefSeq, a predicted model, not a curated record